This is a messenger RNA of Anoplophora glabripennis (Asian longhorned beetle), 4226 nucleotides long. RefSeq names its product probable multidrug resistance-associated protein lethal(2)03659. Gene Ontology annotation, molecular function: ATP binding; ABC-type transporter activity; ATP hydrolysis activity. The record is from RefSeq and is a predicted model, not a curated record. Gene Ontology annotation, cellular component: membrane. The transcript has 11 exons. NCBI's taxonomy places the organism in Eukaryota, Metazoa, Arthropoda, Insecta, Coleoptera, Cerambycidae. Gene Ontology annotation, biological process: transmembrane transport. The coding region runs from base 122 to 4090 and encodes 1322 amino acids.
GUUUGUUUGAGGUUGUUUAAUUGUGUCAGAUAAAAAUUUAAUUUCUUUUAUCGGUAGAAUAUAAUCCACUAAUUUUCUGCAUGAAGCAGGGGGGUUUUCACAUUAUUAGUCUGAACAGGUAAUGGACGGUGGUUUAAAAAAAGUCAGAAAACCGAAUCCAAGAGAAAAUGCAUUCCUUUUAUCUGCAGCUACUUUCUGUUACACAAUCCCGACGUUUAUUCAGGGAUUCAAGCGUGACCUAGAAGAAUCCGAUCUAACUGAAACCUUGUCGGAGCAUAGGUCAAGCAGGUUGGGAAAUAAGAUGGAAAAAUAUUGGAAUAACGAAGAAGAAAGAGCCGCGAAAGCUAAAACCACCCCUUCAUUACAGAGAGUUCUUUUUAAAGUAUUUGGACUGGAGUUCAUGUUUUAUGGCAUUGUUUUAGCAUUAAGCGAGGCAAUAAGAUUGCACCAGCCACUAUUUUUGGGAAAAUUAAUGGGUUAUUUUGCUCCCAAGAAAUAUUUAAAUCAAUCAGAGGAAGUUAUUCAACCAUUGGCAUUGGGACAAUUUAUAGCAUUUUACACACCAGAACAAACUGAAAUAACUAAGGAACAAGCAUACUGGUAUGCUGCAGGUGUUGUAUUAUGCUCUUUAGUCAAUAUACUAGCCACUCAUCCAUAUAUGAUGGGUGUUCUUCAUUUAGGAAUGAAAAUGAGAGUCGGUUGUUGUUCCCUCAUAUAUAGAAAGUCAUUAAAAUUAAGUAAAACAGCAUUAGGUCAGACUACUGUUGGGCAGGUAGUAAAUUUACUAUCUAAUGAUGUGAAUAGAUUUGAUCUAGCUGUAAUAUUUGCUCAUCAAUUAUGGGUCGGACCGAUUGAAACUGUAGUAUGUACUUAUUUCAUGUACUUACAAGUAGGACCAUCAGCAGCAGUAGGAGUUUUUCUUUUAAUCAUGUUUAUACCAAUGCAGAUAUAUUUGGGGAAAAAAAUUUCAAUAUUACGAUUAAAAACUGCUCUAAGAACAGACGAGAGGGUUAGAUUAAUGAAUGAAAUUAUCUCUGGUAUACAAGUAAUUAAAAUGUACGCAUGGGAAAAACCAUUUGCAAAACUAGUGUCUUUGGCUAGAAGGUAUGAAAUUAAAAUGAUUCGGUUAACAUCAUAUAUGCGAGGUAUAACAUUAUCGUUUAUUAUGUACAGUACUAGAAUGUCAAUAUUUGCUAGCAUAUUGACCUACGUUUUAUUAGGAAAUGAUAUAACAGCAGAAAAGGUAUUCGUCUUAACUUGUUUCUACAAUAUUUUACGUCAAACCAUGACAGUUUUCUUCCCUCAAGGAAUCUCACAAGUAGCUGAAGCCAAUGUUUCUAUUAAUCGAUUGAAUAAAUAUAUGCUUUAUGAUGAAACUCAAAUAGCAAAAGCUGUCAAAAAAGCUGCAUUGGAAAACAAUAAAAAUGGACAUACAGAAUCUGAAACAGUUGCUAAUGGUAGUUUAGAUAGAGAAUCGGAGGGUCCUGGUAUUUCCAUUAAAAAUGCUACGACCAAAUGGAGUGAGGCGUCAACAGACAAUACACUGACAAAUCUGAAUUUAACAGUAAGGCCAGGCAAAUUAUUGGCAAUUAUAGGACCAGUAGGUAGUGGUAAAACAUCAUUGUUUCAUGUUAUCCUCCAAGAACUUCCCCUUCUUGAAGGAACAUUAAAAAUUAAUGGUGUAAUAAGUUAUGCUUCCCAAGAACCCUGGUUGUUUGCAGGAACAGUAAGGCAAAAUAUUCUCUUUGGUUUACCUAUGGAUAAACUAAGAUACAAAACUGUGGUAAAAAAAUGUGCUUUAGAACGUGAUUUUCAACUGCUGCCUUAUGGUGACAAGACAACAGUGGGUGACAGAGGAGUAUCUCUCAGUGGUGGCCAAAGAGCUAGAAUUAACUUAGCAAGGGCUGUUUACAAACAGGCAGAUAUAUAUUUAUUGGAUGAUCCAUUAUCUGCUGUUGAUACUCAUGUAGGGAAGCAAUUAUUUGAACAAUGCAUUACUGGUUACUUAAGAAGCAAAAUUGUUAUUUUAAUCACUCAUCAAUUGCAAUAUUUGAAAGAAGUAGAUCACAUCCUUUAUUUAGAUGAUGGAAUUCCUAAAGCAGAAGGUACUUUCCAUGAACUUCAAGUCAGUGGCUUAGAUUUUACCAAACUCCUUGGAGAGAAUCCUAUUGAAGAAACCCCAGAAAAGGAAAAAGCACUUCUAACUCGACAAGAUUCUAUUAGAAGUGUGGCUUCUAUAGAAGCUCCCAAAGUAAUAGAGGAACAAAAAAGUAUUGGCUCGGUAGGAGCUUAUGUUUACAAGGCUUACUUUAGUGCAGGUGGAAAUUGCUGUGUGAUAUUUAUUCUUUUUACCUUAUUUGUUGUUGCACAACUACUUGGGAGUGCUGCUGAUUACUUCAUAACUUAUUGGGUUAAAUUAGAAGAAGAGGAUCAGGCCAAUACCUCUUCUAAUACAACUGAUAACUUUUGGCACUUCUCAAGAGAAACCUCUAUUUAUAUAUACUCAGUUAUAAUCAUAUUAUUGAUUGUGGCAACUUUGGUUCGAUCUUUUACAUUCUUUUCAGUAUGUAUGAGAGCUUCUACAAAUCUUCAUGAUACUAUGUUUAUGAGUAUAAUAAGAGCUACUAUGAGAUUUUUUAAUACGAAUAGUGCAGGCAGAAUCUUAAAUAGAUUCUCUAAAGAUAUGGGAUCAGUGGAUGAACUUUUAACAAGUGCAAUGAUCGACUGUUUACAAAUAGGGCUUGCACUAGUUGGUAUUAUUGUUGUUGUUGCAGUAGUAAAUCCAUGGUUUAUGGUACCCACAGUUGUAAUAGGAAUUAUUUUUUAUUUGCUGAGAAUAUUUUAUCUUAGAACUAGCAGAAAUGUUAAACGAUUGGAAGGAGUCACAAGAAGCCCUGUAUUCUCUCAUUUAAAUGCUUCCUUACAAGGAUUAACAUCUAUAAGAGCUUUUAAUGCUCAAGAGAUUUUAAUAAAAGAAUUUGAUAAUUAUCAAGAUUUACAUAGUUCUGCUUGGUUCACGUUUAUCUCUACAUCAAGGGCGUUUGGAUACUGGUUGGAUCUAGUGUGCAUAAUUUACAUAACCCUUGUAACGUUUAGCUUCUUAUUUUUGGGAACAGAAACAUUUGGAGGCAAUGUGGGCCUGGCAAUUACACAAGCUAUAGGUUUGACUGGAAUGUUUCAGUGGGGUAUGAGACAGUCCACGGAAUUAGAAAAUCAAAUGACUUCCGUUGAAAGAAUAUUAGAGUAUAACACUAUUGAACAUGAAGGAGAUCUUGAAUCAGAGCCAGAUAAGAAACCAUCAAGUAAAUGGCCAGAAUUUGGAAAAAUUGAAUUUAGAAAUAUAUAUUUGCGUUACUUCCCAGAGGAUCCGCCUGUUUUACAAAAUCUAAAUUUCACAAUUUUUCCGAAAGAGAAAGUUGGAAUAGUUGGUCGUACGGGGGCAGGAAAAUCUUCAUUAAUAAAUGCUAUUUUCCAAUUAACUGAUACUGAGGGAACGAUUUUAAUCGAUGAGGUUAAUAUUUCAUGCAUAGGUCUACACGACCUUAGAUCAAAGAUAUCAAUAAUCCCGCAAGAACCGGUGCUAUUUUCCGGUACAAUGAGAAAAAACUUAGAUCCAUUUGAUGAGUAUCUGGAUGCAGACAUUUGGAGAGCUCUUGAAGAUGUAGAAUUAAAAGAAGCAAUGCAAGACUUAACUUCAGGUUUAAGUUCCAAGAUGUCUGAAGGUGGCUCAAAUUUCAGUGUGGGACAAAGGCAACUGGUGUGUCUUGCAAGGGCAAUUCUCCGUAACAAUAAAAUUCUAGUCUUGGAUGAAGCGACUGCCAAUGUUGAUCCACAAACGGAUGCUCUAAUCCAAAAUACUAUUAGAAAGAAAUUUGAAGAAUGCACUGUACUUACUAUUGCACACAGAUUGAACACUGUAAUGGAUUCAGAUAAAGUUUUAGUAAUGGAUGCAGGAACUGUAAAAGAAUUUGAUCAACCAUAUAAAUUACUGCAAAAUCCUGAUGGCAUAUUGUAUAGCAUGGUGCAACAAACUGGUAAAGCCAUGGCUGAAACACUUUUCAAAAUUGCAGAGCAAAGUUUUAAAAAAUAAAUGCUAAAUUUAGUUUACAUUUUUAUUCAGGAUAAGCAGCCUGCAGCUCUACUACAAAAUAAUAUAAUACAAUUAUUAAGUGUACAGUUUUUGUUUUUGAUAUGAAUAUUUUUAAAUAUUGUGCAGUUUAAUUAUA